UUCCAUUUCUUUUUGAUGCCUCGUUAAAAAUUCAUUUGUUGGAGAGAGAAGAGUAGAAUGAGAAUUCUUGCAGCAAACUAUUUGAUCAGAGUUCAUCAAAUGCGUACUACAUUUUUAUUUGACCUAACCCUAACGCAUAAUAUUCAUCGUAUCUGUAUUGUAUGACAAUUCAUUGCGGUGAAGUUAUGUUGUUAGAACUAAAAAUUCGAAUAAAUUUUGUUAUCGGGAUUUGUUACCUAAUACGUAGAUAAAAUCCAUGGAUAGUUCUUAUCAUUCGCUUACUUUAUUUAUACGUUAGUAACUACAUCCGUGUCUGAUAAAUAUAACAAAAAAACAAUACCAAUUUACAGUUGAGUUACAUUAUUUGUGACGCAUUGUAACCGCAUUGUGGUACAUUGUUCGUUCGAGUGUAAAAUUAUCAGACCUCGAGACAUUCCGCAUCCCAAUACGCGUAGCACAUCGAAUUUUUCAUCAACUUUAUGAUUAUCUUAUCUCAACUUGAUUAUUACAUUUUUAUCAGAUACACAAGUUAAGAAAAACAAGGAGGAAAGAGACAAAAAUUCGAAUUUAAGUAAGAUGCCAUAAACACUACCAGUUCUGGGAAGAAAUGCUCAAAAGUCAACUUUGAAAUAGUGCUCUGAAACUUGGAGGAACGGCAACAGCUAAUCAAGCUUUGAGUGUAUCUGUGUCAUGAUUACCGAACUAGCCAAUAUUUUUUGAAUUUUGAUUCCGAAGCAUACCAAAAAUUCACUUGGACUCACAUUGUUAACGGAUUCUGCCAACUUGUGAUACGAGAUACCAUUAGUCAAUUUUGGAUAAUAUAUUAAAAAUAAUCAUUUUUUUCAAACGUACUUUGGAGAUAUUUCUCUCGGCACAAUAUACUUAAUAAAUAAUAUCUGGUCGUGACAAGCUAUACUCACGAUUUUCUCUUAAACCUACAAGAUAAAUAUAAAUAACUGUCAAGUGGAAUGCAAAAGUUGCGAUAUGGACGCAAGUAAAGUAAGGAGUACACCGAAUCCUCGGCAAAAAGCAAAUAUCAUAUCAGUGUUGACAUGGUGGUGGACGAUAGAACUAUUCAAAAAGGGCUAUAAGAAAGUAUUAGUCACAGAUGAUCUUCACGAUCCUCUACCAAAUGACAGAUCAACUGCAUUAGGUGACAGAUUAGAAGUACAAUGGAAUCGCGAACUGAAAAAUUCGAAAAAGCAAAAACGGCAGCCAAGUCUAUUAAGAACAAUAUCCAUCACUUUUCGAUGGGAGUAUUUUAUCCUCGCACUUUUGCAAAUUCUGAACGAGUUCAUCAUUCGACUGGGUACGCCGAUUCUUCUUGGUGGUUUACUGAGGUAUUUCAAACCUAAUACCACAGUGAAGUAUGAAAUGGCGUUAAUGUAUGCAGCUGGGAUUGCAGUAACAUCAAUAAUCAAUGUUAUAACAUUGAAUCAGUCGCUCUUUGGAGCAUUUCACGUCGGUGGCAGGAUAAGAAUUGCCGUCUGCUCUUUGAUAUACAGAAAAGCUUUAAGACUCAGUAAAACCGCGCUGGGAGAAACAGCACCAGGAAAAGUUGUUAAUCUCGUUGCAAACGAUGUAAAUAGAUUCGAUCUCGUCUCUAUUUUUAUCCACCAACUCUGGUCUGCGCCUAUUGCAGCCCUCGUUAUUACAUACUUUUUGUACAAUGAAGCUGGAUGGGCAGGUAUCAUUGGAAUCGCAGCUGUCUUCAUUGUAGUUCCGAUACAAUCAUAUCUGGGUAAGCUGUCGUCAAAAUACAGGCUUCAGACGGCCUUGAAAACUGACGAAAGAGUGCAGCAGAUGGAUGAGAUAAUAUCCGGAGUUCAAGUAAUAAAAAUGUAUGCUUGGGAAAAACCAUUUUGUGCAUUGAUCGAACUAGCAAGACGAAUUGAGCUCAGAAUAGUCACGAAGACUUCGUAUAUCCGGGGUGUUUACAUGUCGUUUAAUCUUUUUACAACGCGAAUGGCUCUUUUCAGUACUCUGAUAUCCAUGGUUUUGCUUGGCGACAACUUAACUUCCGACAGUGUUUUUGUGAUAUCCUCGUAUUUCAAUAUACUUGCACAGACUAUGUCAGGAAUGUUUGUGCGAGGUAUCGCCGAAACUGCAGAGUGCUUGGUAGCUGUAAGAAGACUUCAGUAUUUCAUGAUGUACGAUGAAUUCAAAAGGCUGGAAGGAGCACCAAAACCUCAAGGUUCUCAGCUCUCAGUCUACACGAGUAUGCGAGAAUCUAUGCAAAGCAUUAAUACAAUUCCAAAAUCAGAUGUUCCAUGGAUAGAUGAUGACUUAACGGACAAAGUUGUGCAUGCAGAUAACAAUGGCAGGGAAAAGUCAAAUGGUUUAGCGUUACUGGCCAGCGACCUAAUCAAAGAUACUGCUGACCUAGUCAAUGGUAAGCCAAAAGGAAAAAUUGCUUCCAGCAAAGAGGGAUGGGCUGUGAAACUUGUUAACGCGACGGCAAAAUGGGAACCUAGUCAACCAGAGAAUACCUUGGACAGCGUAAAUAUUGAGGUUGGAAAAGGGAAACUUUAUGCUAUUAUUGGAAUGGUUGGAGCUGGUAAGAGUUCGUUGCUAUCGGUCUUAUUGGGGGAACUACCUCUUGCCGAUAUCAAAGAUUACAGUGAAGUCAAAGUUCGAGGUGGACUCAGCUAUGCAGGACAAGAUGCUUGGGUUUUUGGAGCGACGGUUAGACAGAAUAUUUUAUUCGGUCAAGCAUUCGAUAAAACUCGAUAUCACAGAGUCACAAAAGCCUGCGCUUUAUUGAGUGAUUUUAAUCAACUCCCUCAAGGUGAUCUCACCAUUGUCGGAGAUAGGGGGAGUUCACUCUCCGGAGGACAAAGAGCUAGGAUCAAUUUAGCAAGAGCUGUCUAUAGACAGACUGAUAUUUACCUACUCGACGACCCAUUGAGUGCGGUCGAUGCACAUGUUGGCAAACAUCUGUUCGAGGAGUGUAUACAACGCUACCUCGCAGGUAAGACAAGGAUUCUGGUAACGCACCAGCUGCAGUACUUGCAAGGAGUUGAUGCUAUCAUCUUAUUGAACCAGGGAAGAGCGGAAACAUUCGCUAAUUAUCACGACUUGUUAAUGUCUUAUCCUGACUACAAAACACUUCUUGGAGCAAUGGGAGAUGGAGAUGCAGCUGGUAACGAACAGGGAGCUAACGCAGAGAAAGUUUCAAUGCGACGUCAAUAUUCUAGUACCAGUAAUCGGAGUCAAACUCCUGAGGCCAGCGGAAGCAUAGAUACCGAUAUGGAUGACGAAGAAGAACAAGACCCAAGCGUCGAUAUGCAGGAAGGAACAUCCCGAGGGGCCAUUACUGGUUCGAUCUUUCUACACUAUGCCAGAUCCGGUGGUAGUCUGAUACUGGGGUCUGUCGUCUUUUUGCUUUUUACGAUCACCCAGGUUGCAGCCAGUCUCAACGACUGGUUCGUUUCUUAUUGGGUCGGAAAAGAAGAGGAACGCCAGUUAGUUUUUGAUCUUGCAAACAUCCAACCUACUGUAAAUUCAAUUGGAAAUUUAACCGAUCGCAACGUCAGUCUAGAAAGCGGUAUUUAUGGGAGCAGUGAUAUCAACUUGACUCUCGAUGUUACGGCAAAUAAAAAUUCGGAAGACUCGAGUUACUUAGGCAUACUCUCGACAAACGCUUACAUGUACAUCUACACUGGGAUAUUGGUAGCUUUAUUCAUCCUCGCGAUUACGAGAUCUCUGAUAUUCUAUAAAAAUUGCAUGCGUAGCAGUCAAUCUCUGCACGACCGUAUGUUUCGAAGCCUUAUACGAACGAGUAUGAGAUUUUUCGAUACAAAUCCCAGUGGCAGAAUUCUGAAUAGGUUUUCAAAAGACAUGGGAGCUGUCGACGAAUUCCUCCCAAAAGCACUUUUGGACGCCGGUCAAGUAAUAAUGAUGAUGACUGGCUCCCUUAUCGUUACGUCUACGGUAAAACCAGAGUUUAUCGUGCUCAUUGCAAUCCUGGGUGUCUGUUUUGCAUUACUGCGUAAAGUUUAUCUGAAAACCAGCAAAAACAUCAAACGACUCGAAGGAAUGACCCGGUCUCCCGUCUUUACGCAUCUGAACGCUACACUGAAUGGUCUUACAACGAUCAGGGCCUACGGCGCGCAGGAUAUUCUAAAAUACGAGUUUGACAAACAUCAAGAUCUUCACACCUCAUCGUGGUACAUGUUCAUCACUACUAGUACCGCGUUUGGAUUUUUUCUCGAUAUUUUCUGCUUUUUGUUCAUCACAGCAGUCACAUUUUCUUUCCUCGUCAUCAAUUCAGGUUUUUCCGGGAGUCAAGUUGGCCUUGCCAUAACUCAGAGCAUGUCUUUAACAUUUAUCAUCCAAUGGGGAAUGCGUCAGAGUGCGGAAGUAGCGAAUCAAUUGAUGUCCGUCGAAAGAGUAAUCGAAUACACACAGCUCAAACCUGAACCGAAUCUCCGGGAUACAGCUGUGGUCGGAAAAGGCAGGCGCCCUUCAUCUCCUCCCGCGGUUCCGAAAGAUUGGCCGUCUGCGGGUUGUCUUCGAUUAAACGAUGUCUACAUGCGUUACGUCGACGAUGAAUCACCCGUCCUGAAAGGUCUCACUCUCGUCGUCCGACCUGGUGAAAAAGUUGGCAUUGUAGGUAGAACUGGCGCUGGUAAAUCAUCACUAAUCUCCGCGCUCUUUCGAUUAGCAAAAGUUGAGGGCGUGAUAGAAAUCGAUGGCAUUGAUACAGGCACAAUAUGUCUGGAAGAUUUACGUAGUCGGAUUUCCAUAAUCCCUCAAGAUCCAGUUUUAUUCUCAGGAACUCUACGAAGUAAUCUCGAUCCCUUCGAGGAAUUUUCUGACCGCCAAUUGUGGGAGGCCCUGGAGGAAGUUGAGCUAAAAGAGUCCGUUACAUCAGGAGCGAACGGUUUAGAAACACGGGUGCUCAAAGGCGGGGGUAAUUUCAGCGUCGGACAACGUCAGCUUGUCUGUUUAGCUAGAGCCAUUUUGAGAAAUAAUAAAAUCCUUAUGCUCGACGAAGCAACUGCCAACGUAGAUCCGCACACCGACGCUUUGAUUCAACGAACGAUACGAACUAAAUUUGCCAAGUGCACUGUUCUCACGGUAGCUCAUCGACUAAACACUAUUAUGGACAGUGACAAAGUCCUGUUAAUGGAUAAAGGAAGGAUGGCGGAAUAUGACCACCCGCAUCUCUUACUUCAAAAUGAAUACGGAGCUUUCAAUUCUAUGGUCAGAGAAACUGGUCGAGCAAUGUACGAGCAGCUCGGAAGGGUUGCCAAAGAAGCAUACGAGGCUGCAAAAUGCGAUUAGAAUUGAAUUUCACUGAAAACGAUGAUGGUUAAUUUUUUUAGGUAUUAAAUUCAUACACCCAACAGUCAUCUUUCUCAUCUUAAGUUAUCACAGAGAGGGAAAGCAAGAGAGAGAGAAAGAGGUUGCAAAAAAGAAAAUGUCGUCAGCUAGCGAGGUAAACGUUUAGAUUUUUUUUUGUUCUUUUCUCUCGUUUUCCGAUAAACCAAAAACAAGAAUGGAAAACGAAACCCAACAAUAACUUUCGAUAUUCCGCACAUUCCUGAAUUCCGUCACGAUCUACUUCGCUCUUUUCGCAUCAAAUGAUCUGUGGUAACUGUAACAACAUAUCGUUGCUACGUUUUUUCUUGCGACGUGUAAAAUUUGAAUAAGAAAGGUACUUAUUAGUUAUCAAAGAUGCGAUCACCAUUCACUUUAUUUUUCAUCGAAUCUUGAAUUCGUUCGGUGCUUUGAAGAAAGAUGAGAGAAAAAAAAAACGGGUCUCAAAUUAAUUAUCGCUAUCCAAAAUUCGAUCGAUAGGGAUUUCUUCUCCAACGGCUCAUUACACUUUUUUACAGAGAAAAGAUGAUGCUUUCUUUACAAGGGGAAAUUUUAUUUUUCAUUGUUCAUUCGGUCAAGCUUCGAAGCAGGAUAUUAAAUGUAUUUCAAAGGGUUUCACGGAAACCAAAUACAUAAAAGAUGGAACUUUUACACUUUCACAUUGAUUGUGUGCAGAAAUUAUACGAGAAAAAACAUUUUUGUAAAUUAUAUAGUAUAUUAUAUACACAUGUAUACGCAUACAUAUAUUUACAAGAAUGCAUGUGUAUAGUUUUUAUAUUUUAUUAUAACUAAUUAUCAUCGUGAUUAUUGUGAUUAUUAUGAUUAGUUUUAUGAUUUUCGCGUUAUUUUGUUUCUGCUGCUAGUCGUUAGUUCGCUGCACCGACCAAAUUUUGUAAUAAUAAUCAGUCGAGAAAUUUUUCAGACAAUUGAUCGAUUGGAACUUAAUCUAAUCAAAUCGAAUUCAAUUGAAUUUGAUUGGGGGGAUAAAUUUGCCUCGCCUCAUCGUGCCUUUGGUACUUAGUUUUAUACAAAAUCAGUAACAAUGUUAUUCUAAUUUCUUGUCAUAACUCAUGUACUUAGAUCAACUUAGCUCAUGGUUAAAACAAAAAAUAACAAAAGGAGAAACAAAA
Athalia rosae (coleseed sawfly) is the source of this 6455-nucleotide messenger RNA. Its product is annotated as ATP-binding cassette sub-family C member 4-like. The transcript has 16 exons. NCBI's taxonomy places the organism in Eukaryota, Metazoa, Arthropoda, Insecta, Hymenoptera, Athaliidae. The coding region runs from base 985 to 5289 and encodes 1434 amino acids. Gene Ontology annotation, biological process: transmembrane transport. Gene Ontology annotation, cellular component: membrane. The record is from RefSeq and is a predicted model, not a curated record. Gene Ontology annotation, molecular function: ATP hydrolysis activity; ATP binding; ABC-type transporter activity.